AGCGCGCUUUCUUUGCCAAGUCAAGUGUCAGAUUUAUUUGUGAGGGGACAUAAACAUUGAUAUUUUAAUAAAGCUAGUAUUGCAUUGAUACACCGGCACUAUGUUGGAUUUUCUUCCUGACAGUAUUUAUUUUGCUUAAUUUUUUUUAUAGACUAAAAUAAUUUCAUAAUUAAUGUAUAGCCUGCACAUUAAAAUACACCUCACCAUACAGUUAAAAGCUAUGGAACUAAUUUCUUAAAAUGGCAAUACCAGGUUUGAUUUUUAAGACAUUUUUACACAUAUUGAUGUAGAUGUAGAAUAUUGCAAUAUCAAUGGAGAUUGAGGAGUCUUAUAUAAAGUUUUUGUGGGCAGGAUUUAAUGUACUAUAUUAAACCUAUUUGCACAUAUUUUUUAAACAGUUGUCAUUUUGAUUGACAGCUGCUAUUGUAAUAGAUUUUAAAUAAUUCAUUGGAUUUUAUUAUGGAUACAAUGAAAACUGAUAAUUAUAAUCCAAAGUUGAAAGUAGUUGACAAAAAUGAUAUCACAAAUGUUAAUCCUGACAAGAAUGUUAUUUAUUCAGGCAAUUUUAAUUUCAUAAAGAGUACCAUUAAAAAACCUGAUAAUGACCUGCGGCCACUUGCUGCUGCUAUAUUAGGUCUAAAUAACACUGCCGCUCCUCUACCACAAAAUCUAGAAUUCUAUCAUACUUGGACUGAUAUUGAUUCUCAAGAAGCAUUUUUAAACACAAAACCAACAUGUUAUAUUAUUCUCGGAAAACCAGGAACUGGAGGUUACUCACUUGGAGAAAGUAUGGCGAAAAAACUAAAUGUUGUACACAUAAGUCCCAAAACUGUGAUAGUUGAUGAAAUGGAACAAAAAAGUAUAACUGGAAAGUGUAUUGAUUUUAAUCUACGCCAUAACAAUAUUUGUAAAUAUGACACUAUUAUGGCUAUAAUGAAAAAGAAAAUACAAUCACCAGCAGUACAACACCGAGGUUAUGUCAUCUCUGGUAUCCCAUUAGUGACUUCAAAGAAAAACAUAGAAUAUUUUACUAAGAACUUAUAUGAAGAAGAAUCUGUUUUGAUUGCAGAAGAAAUAGUAGAUGGUAUUACUGAAAAUGUCUUUAAAAAGAGAAGGAAAGGUAGAAAACAUGAUACUGAAGCUUUAAAUUCUUCGCAGAGUAGUGCAAAUAUGUUGGAAAUUGAGAGUGAGAUUGAAGAAGAGGAAGACGAACAAGAACCAGAUGCAGAUAUCGAGGAAGAAACGGUACAAAUAGUAGCAUUGCCAAAGUUUAUAUUAGAACCUUCUUCGGGGGUCAUAAUAUCCAAGAAAUCUUCAUUAAGUUCUAAACAAUCAGUAAUGCUUCAACAGUGCCAAGAACUGUUUGACUUACAAACUAAUCCUGUAAUAAUUAUUUUUAUUACAUGCCCAGACCCAGAUGCUAUUACGAAAAAGAAUCGAAAAUAUUUUAAUUAUUUAACUUCUUCAAGUCCCAUGUAUCCUUUCACUUCAAGAAAUGAAUCUGACAUUAGAUGGCCUACUAAAUAUGCUGUCAAUGAAAAUGUAUUAAAUCCUAUAGAUACUAGUGUUUUAAAUCGGAAAUAUUACUGUCGUUUACCAAUUAAUUUUACUUCAAAUGCAACAAAUCAAAUGUGUAACUAUCAAUUCCAUGUGUCACCUUAUUUGGACAAGAAAAUAAAAGACUUUCCAUCCAAAUUUGUUAUUAAACUGGAUGGCCGUAAUCCAAUUUAUGAAAUGGCAAACUUUUUAUUUGAUAAACUCUUACUUUUGCCUGUGAAGCCAGUUUUAAUACCAGAACCUUUGUAUCUUGAGGAACCUUCGGAUGAUAUAGAAAGUUUUUGGAAGUUAGCAGAAGAAAUGAAUGUCAUCAAAUUCGGUGCAAAAAGAUUCAGUCGGUAUGCAUCACCAUGGUAUAACAGAUGUCCUGUGGAACUAAAAAAAAGACAUGCAGUGCAAGGUCUUUCAAGAUUUGCUGUUGCUUUUUUCAACCGUAUCUAUCUCCUAUCGUCAUUGGAUAAUAUGGUGGCGUUUUGUAGAAAUCCGCGUUCCUUUUUAAAGCUGCAAUAUCUAGAACCAACUUGUAGAGUAAUAGUGACAGGAACAAAAUUAUCAGGCAAAAGUAUGGUUGCCGAAUGCCUAUCAUGGCUGUUCAAUGCUCCAAUUACAUGUUAUGCGUCAUUUGUUAAUGACCUUAGGCAAAGAAAAUUUGAUGAUUUCACAAAUUCGAUAUGGUCUAUAAUAGAAGAAAAAGUAGAACGACACAGAUUAACAGACUGGGAAAACAAAGAGGAGAAUAAAAUGACAAAUUUAAAUUCAUGGUAUACCUCAUGCGUUGAGAAAUUAAAGAAUUAUAUACGUUUGCAAAAAGAAUAUCUGAGUAUCAAAGACGAAGUACUAGACGACAACGCUUCCGCGAAACGGAAAGGUCUUUUCAAUAGAGUUCAAAAACUAUAUGGUGAUCUUCAGUUCUUUCCCUUCUUGGAUGAGGUAGAAAUAUGUGAACAGGUUCUUGACGAUCAUAGUUUGCUUCAGUACGCACCGCCUGAGUUAACUGAGGUGAUACCAAAACCAGCAGCGCCCGUUCUCGGCGAUGACGAUGUAAUGGAAGCCAUAUAUGCUUAUAUUUCAGAAAACAACCGACAAAAUGAUGUAGAACCGAACUGUUCGGAAAUAAUGCAAGAGCUUACAACAAAAUUAGCAAACCUUGAUAUUCAAACACAAACUGAAUCCAAUGGUGAGCAUGAAUACGGCAAAUACAUAAUCGAUGGAUUUCCGUCAGAUGCGGAAUACUGGGAUUUUCUGUUAGGCACGUCUUUGGCCCCUGAUUAUACAGUAGCAAUAAUUGAGGAUAGAGAAAUGGAUGAAGACGUCGAAAGGAAAUAUAUUAAUUUGACAAUAAGUACAAAAAAUCAUGAAACACGAUUUCGUUUAGCUAACGAUCCACUUGUUAAAAUUAAAUUAGAAUCUAAAUAUACUUCGACACCUGAACCUGUUACACUAGAAUGUUUUAUAAAUGAUAUUAUUAACAGGAUUAUUCUAUCGAUCUUUACUAACAAAAGUGAAAUAAUUAACACCCUAAACGAAUCUAUAAAUAAAUUUCGUGAUGAUUGGGAGGGUUUAAAAAGUAGUAUAACAAAUACGGACAAGGCGUGUAUUGAAGUACAAAUUGACGAUAAAUCCGAUAUCGAAAUUUUGGACGAAGUAUUGGUAAAAAUACGCAACAGCUAUUACCCAGAAGGAAACACGGAAGUAGAUGAAACAUUUGAAAACCAGGGCAGUGAAGAAAGUACAUCUAAAGAUUCGCUUAUUCAAAACGACCCUCGUUUCUUGUGUGAAACCAAUAUCUAUUGCCCUGUUACUUAUUACGAUUAUGGUGUUUUAUGGGAGGGUAGACCAGAAUUUACAUUUGAAUAUGACAAUAAGUUGCAUUAUUUUUGCAAAGAAGAUUUUUUAAAUAGAUUUCAAGGUGACGUAACAAAAUACCAAUCGUACAACGAUCCAUUCAAAAAGUUGUCACCAAUGAGAAUAUGCGUAAUGGGUCCAAUUGGUAGUGGGAGGACAUCGGCUGCGAAAUUAAUUGCUAAAGAGUAUGGCUUAAUGUACAUUGAUUUUGUUGAAUUCAUAAAUAAUUAUUUAAUUCCUCGCCAUUAUAAAAGAGUCGGUCGCCAGUACGAAAAUAGUUUUACCGAUACUCCAAUUGAUGAAGAAGUGAUGACGGAAUUAAAUAUGAACGAAGAUAAUGUAAACUUAGAAGUGGAGAUAUUAUCAAAUGAAAUCGAAUUAAGACGUAUGGUUUACAACUACUUGGAAAAGGGUACGGCAAUAGUACCAAUACUGAUGCAAAAGUUAAUAAAGAAGCUAUGGUUCCAACCGCCAUUUUCAACAACUGGUUUCGUGUUAGAUGGUUACCCAAAACUGCAAAACGAUGUAGAAGAUAUGACAGAAUGCUUCUGCAUACCUGAUUUAAUAAUCGAGUUGGAGUGUAAUUCUGAAAUAUCGUCACAAAGGUUGUCACCAAAAUUAUUUGAUGUAUGGAAAAUACAAUUAAAUGAGGCUAAACAAAAAGCGCGUAUUAAAUUUGAUAACGAAAAGCGCCAGUGGAAAAACUUUAUAACCAAGCAUGUGGUUGUAAAACUUAUUAUUGAUACAAUUAUAGACACCAUAGGUAUAGAAGCAAUCGAUCAGGCAAAAAAUCUUUCCAUUCAGAGUACGAUUAUUGAAGCACAUCCUUCGGGAAUGUCGAAUGUUGAUACAAAUUUAUUUCAGACCUACAAUAACUUGAUAACAGAAUAUCCAGAACCUGUAGACCAAAGUACAUGGGAAAAACCGAGUGAGGUUCGGGAAAAAAUUGCUUACAGAAUUGAAAGUACCUAUGAGAUAGAAGAUGAAAAUAUACAAACUUUGAAGGAAACAUUAAUGGAACAAAAUAUUAAAUUAACCACUAUAAAUGGAACAAAGUCGUUUAUUAAAGUUGGAAGAAUUUUACUAUCAAAAGUUGCUAAUCUACGAAAUAAACGUGAAAUGUGUUUCGAGCAAUCGUUUAUGAUUGACCUUGAUGUAGCCGAAAUGUUGUUAUUGGAAGGAUUUUUUUUCUUAAGCAAAUUUUAUCGCAUGUGUCCCGUCUUUAUAUACGAUAAUCCGGACGCAAUAUUCAAUCCGUACAGUGUCAGUAAAAGUAAAAAUAAAAUUGUUCCAGUUAUUCAUCGAUCACACAUUUAUUUCUGCAAUGAUGUUAACGUGAAGAAAUUUAGGGAAAACCCUUUGAAAUAUAUUGUGAAUGAUAACAUAAAACAUUUUGUUGAAUAUCCAUUAAGAGUUGCAGUUAUAGGUCCACCAAAAUCAGGAAAAAGUGAAUUAACGGCAAAGAUUGCAAAGAAAUAUGGUUUGUUGUGCGUAUCUAAAGGAAUCGCUCUUAGACAUAUUGUGAACGACCUGUCAUGGACGGAAUUAGCAUUGAAAACGUUAUCGAAACUAGAUAAAGGGGAAAGUGUGAGCAAUUACGUUGUUAUGCAGGCCGUUCAAACUCUUAUCAAUAAUCACUGCAGUUCUUCGCGUGGAUAUAUUUUGGAUGGGUUGCCAAGUACACCUUUCGAAGCUCUCGAACUACAAAAAUUAGGCCUAUUCCCAUUAAUUAUUUUUGAGCUUCGUGGUAAUUCACGUAUAAUGAUUAAAAAUUCACAGAAAGAAAUUUAUUUGAACAUAAUCAAAACAAAACCUCCAUAUUCAUGUAAUCUUAUUAGACAUAGAUUGGCGAAAUAUAAUAAAAAAUGUAAUACAAUAUCGGAAUUUAUAAACAACGACACACAAAAUUUGUUAACUCUUAAUGCAGAGGAAUCACGAUGGGAAUGUUUCUAUAAAGCAGACAAUAAGAUAUGUGAAAUAAUACCACAAAUUCAUUUUUAUUUAACAAAUUACAAAACGACUGCUGUACCGAUGUCUGUGAUGUGUAUCUCAGAUAAUGAUUUCCAACUUAAAAUGUCUAAUUAUAAGAACCUCUGUCCAGUUUGUCUUUCUGACGAUAUAAUAAAACACAGCGGUUAUCCAGUUGAUAAAAAGGGUAUUGUACAAUACAAAGAACACGUUUACUGGAUAUGUAAUGAACACCUAGAUUUGGUAUUGAAGAAUCCAGAUACAUUGUUGAAGGAAAAAGUAGGCAUACCCGAAAUACCUACAGUUGUUAAAACUAUCAAUCCUUUUAAUCUUUAUGAGGAUGGCAUAUGUAUAGUUACGUAUGCUGAAAAUUUACCAGCACAGAUAAUCGAAAAAGGUAAAGAGGAGUAUGCUGCGGUAUAUAAGGAAAUAACAUAUUUAUUUUGCUGCCCAUACUGUCUGCGUAAAUUUCUAGCAACACCAAAAAUGUAUUAUGACAUAACGGUGUUCAAGGAAUGUAAAGUUUUUCCAACUAUUUCCUUAAAGAGCCUUCCCCAUUUAGGGUACCUUGAGCAAACGGUCGGGAAUCUUAUUACUGAGGCUUGUUGUUCAGUUAAUGUUGCGAGACCCAAGUAUCCAGGAUUAUCCGCCCAAAUUUCUGGUCUCUUAUACGUAGCUUUCUACCUCAAGAUUCAUAAUCCUCUUACUGAUGUUUCUUAUUUACCAUUGUAUAAAAAAUCCCUUAAAACUUUUGAAAGUAGAUGUCAACUCAUGACCAGCGUAGGGCUACGUUUGAGGUCUAUUGACAAUCCCUUUGCUCAUUAUCCAAAGUGUUGUAAUUUGAAGGAUAUACAAGAUGUUACGGAACCCAAACCCAUUGCAACAGAUUCGGGUACUGUUAUGAAACCUUCUAGUAUUAAACAGGAAUCAGUUACAUCUUUUACUUGUUUAUGUGAUUCUGAUUAAAUAUUUAUUAUAAUGAUUGUAUUUGCCUUAGAUUUUUCUA
Molecule: messenger RNA, 6376 nt
Organism: Papilio xuthus (Asian swallowtail)
Lineage: Eukaryota; Metazoa; Arthropoda; Insecta; Lepidoptera; Papilionidae
Product: adenylate kinase 9-like
Exons: 1
Coding region: 460-6336 (1958 amino acids)
Biological process (GO): nucleobase-containing compound metabolic process
Molecular function (GO): nucleobase-containing compound kinase activity; ATP binding
Source: RefSeq, a predicted model, not a curated record